Arabidopsis arenosa is the source of this 3312-nucleotide messenger RNA. The record is from the annotation of a GenBank genome assembly. NCBI's taxonomy places the organism in Eukaryota, Viridiplantae, Streptophyta, Magnoliopsida, Brassicales, Brassicaceae.
GGUUUGAUCAGUGUCGGUGUCUCUCACAAUUUCCUUAUUAAGCCAAAAUCUGUUACUUUCCUCUCUCGAAUCGUCGUCAUUUUCGAAUCCCUAGAUCUAGCAAAACUUUUGCUAUCGCGAAAUGCAUCUCCAUUAACAUUUUCAGAUCUAUCCACCUCUGUUUUUUUUUUUAUUGAACAAAAUGGUGGCGAAACCAAGGUCAAGAUGUUGUUGUUGUAGUUGGUUCAUCGGCGUUAUCGUGUUAAUCGCGGUAAUUCUCGCCGUCAUUUUCACAUUCAGGCAUAGAUCAAGCCACUCCGAUGAUAAUCCUGGCUCCAUUGAUAAAAAUUACGCUAAUGCUCUCAAGAUCGCUAUGCAAUUCUUCGAUAUCCAGAAAUCUGGUAAGCUGGAGAACAACAAGAUAUCAUGGAGAGGAGAUUCAGGUCUUAAAGAUGGAAGCGAAGCAAGUAUUGACCUUUCGAAAGGUUUAUACGAUGCUGGAGACCACAUGAAGUUUGGUUUCCCAAUGGCUUUCACUGCCACAGUUCUCUCAUGGUCCAUUCUUGAGUACGGUGAUCAAAUGGCUUCUGUGAACCUAUUGGAUCAUGCUAAAGACUCUCUCAAAUGGACUACUGAUUUCCUCAUUAAUGCUCAUCCUUCUCCAAAUGUCCUCUAUAUUCAGGUGGGAGAUCCGGUGACGGAUCAUAAAUGUUGGGAUAGGCCAGAAACAAUGACAAGGAAGAGAACUCUUACUAAGAUUGAUACAGAGACUCCAGGGACUGAGGUUGCUGCAGAGACAGCAGCAGCUAUGGCUGCUGCAUCUUUAGUCUUUAAAGAAAGUGAUACUAAGUAUUCAAGAACACUUCUGAAACAUGCGAAGCAGUUGUUCGAUUUUGCGGAUAAUAACAGAGGUUCUUACAGUGUUAAUAUACCUGAGGUUCAGCCUUAUUAUAACUCAACAGGUUAUGGAGAUGAGCUUCUUUGGGCAGCUUCAUGGUUGUACCAUGCAACAGAGGAUAAAACAUAUCUUGACUUUGUGUCGGAAAAUGGUGAAGAGUUUGGUAAUUUUGGAAGUCCAUCAUGGUUUAGUUGGGACAACAAGCUUCCAGGAACACAUAUACUAUUAUCAAGAUUAACCUUCUUCAAAAAAGGGUUAUCAGGAAGUAAAGGACUUCAAGGUUAUAAAGAAACAGCAGAAGCUGUCAUGUGUGGGCUUAUACCAAGCUCACCAACAGCUACAUCUAGUAGAACUGAUGGUGGUCUAAUAUGGGUAAGUGAAUGGAAUGCACUGCAACACCCUGUGUCCUCUGCAUUUUUAGCUACACUCUACAGUGACUAUAUGCUCACCUCUGGUAUUAAGGAACUAUCUUGCAGUGACCAAUCCUUUAAACCUUCAGAUCUCAGAAAAUUCGCUAGAUCUCAGGCUGAUUACAUGUUAGGGAAAAAUCCAGAGAAAAUGAGUUAUUUGGUGGGAUAUGGUGAGAAAUAUCCAGAAUUUGUGCAUCAUAGAGGAGCUUCAAUACCAGCCGAUGCAAACACAGGAUGCAAAGAUGGGUUUAAGUGGCUUGACUCGGAGGAACCAAAUCCGAAUGUAGCUUAUGGUGCACUUGUUGGUGGACCGUUUUUGAACGACACGUUUAUAGACGCAAGGAACAAUUCUAUGCAAAAUGAGCCAAGCACUUAUAACAGUGCUCUUGUCCUAUCUUCUUCACCAAGAUCCAUGUCUCUUCUGAUCAGAUCCUCCUCUUACGUUUCUCACCUCACUCUCUUCCAACCUAGAAAUUCAAAACCAUCCUCUUUCACCAAUCAAAUCUCCUUCGUUUCUUCUUUCAAUCACAACCCUUUUCUCAAUUUGGUCUACAAACGAAACCCAAUAAUGCAAUCUGUUUCGAAAAUGACUGUUAAGAGCUCAUUGAUUGAUCCCGACGGUGGUGAAUUGGUGGAAUUGAUUGUACCGGAAUCUGAGAUCGGAGCGAAGAAAGCUGAAUCAGAGACGAUGCCGAAAGUUAAACUGACGAAGAUUGAUCUUGAGUGGGUUCAUGUGAUCAGUGAAGGUUGGGCUAGUCCUUUAAAAGGGUUCAUGAGAGAAGAUGAGUAUCUACAAAGUUUGCAUUUUAACUCUCUUAGGUUAAAAAAUGGGACUCUUGUGAACAUGUCUCUUCCUAUUGUUCUUGCUAUUGAUGAUGAGACUAAGGAACAGAUCGGAUCUUCCCAGAAUGUUGCUCUUGUUAGCGCUCAAGGAGAUAUCAUUGGUUCUCUUCGAAGUGUGGAGAUAUACAAACACAACAAGGAAGAAAGGAUAGCUAGGACUUGGGGAACUACUUCUCCAGGGUUGCCUUAUGUGGAAGAAUAUAUUACUCCAUCAGGAAACUGGUUGAUUGGUGGUGAUUUAGAAGUUUUUAAGCCGAUUAAGUAUAAUGAUGGGCUUGAUCAUUACAGGCUCUCUCCUAAACAGCUUAGGGAAGAGUUCGAUAAUCGUCAAGCGGAUGCUGUUUUUGCGUUUCAGUUAAGGAAUCCGGUGCAUAAUGGACAUGCUCUGUUGAUGAAUGAUACCAGGAAAAGGCUUUUGGAAAUGGGUUACAAGAAUCCUAUUCUCUUGCUUCAUCCUUUAGGAGGUUUCACGAAAGCUGAUGAUGUUCCUCUUGAUGUUAGAAUGGAACAACAUAGCAAGGUUCUAGAAGAUGGAGUUCUUGACCCGAAGACUACUAUUGUCUCGAUAUUUCCAUCACCGAUGCACUAUGCUGGUCCAACUGAAGUUCAAUGGCACGCCAAGGCAAGGAUUAACGCCGGUGCUAAUUUCUACAUUGUAGGUCGUGAUCCUGCAGGAAUGGGCCACCCUACUGAGAAGAGAGAUCUAUAUGAUCCUGAUCAUGGAAAGAAAGUCUUAAGCAUGGCCCCUGGACUUGAGAAACUCAAUAUUCUUCCAUUUAGGGUUGCAGCUUACGAUACAAUCGAGAAGAAGAUGGCGUUUUUCGAUCCCUCUCGAGCAAAAGAGUUUCUUUUCAUUUCUGGAACAAAGAUGCGAACUUAUGCAAGAACAGGGGAGAAUCCUCCAGAUGGGUUUAUGUGUCCGAGUGGAUGGAAUGUUCUUGUCAAAUACUAUGAGAGCUUGCAAGAAAGCGAAGCCAAACAACAAGCCGUUGUUUCAGCCUAAAGAAUCCAAUUGCAUCUCUUUAAGACCUGAAGCUCCUUAGUGAUCUAUAUGAGGCUUUUGUUUCACCUUUCAUUGUUUUGUUUAAACUACCUUGGAUCCAUGUUUUUGUCCUCACAAAUGUUUUCCAAAUAAUGUUCUGAUUGACGAGAGAAGUUUGUUAAUAAUCGUAAGGUCAGGUA